Messenger RNA from Dermacentor silvarum, 1201 nucleotides. Its product is annotated as fatty acid synthase. NCBI's taxonomy places the organism in Eukaryota, Metazoa, Arthropoda, Arachnida, Ixodida, Ixodidae. Gene Ontology annotation, biological process: fatty acid biosynthetic process. Bases 1 to 1068 code for a protein of 355 amino acids. The record is from RefSeq and is a predicted model, not a curated record. Gene Ontology annotation, molecular function: phosphopantetheine binding; fatty acid synthase activity. The transcript is spliced from 4 exons.
AUGUGUGACCAGAUCCGACCGGAGGAGAGCCACCGCCACGCCGCUCCAGCAUCGCCGCUCGCUGUGGAGGCCAUUCCGCGCGCCUGCUUCUACGAACACAAGUCGUACGUGAUCGCCGGUGGCCUGGGCGGCUUCGGCCUGGAGCUCGCCGACUGGAUGGUGACUCGCGGAUGCCGCAAGCUCCUGCUCACCUCCCGUUCUGGGCUGAGGACCGGAUACCAGAAGCUGUGCCUGCACCGAUGGCGUGCCGUCGGCGCCGAGGUGCGCGUGAGAAACGCCGAUGUCGCGACCGACGAAGGAGCUCGAGCCGUCAUCGAAGAAGCCGCGUCCAUGGGACCCGUCGGCGGGAUCUUCAACCUCGCGAUGGUGCUUCGCGACGCUCUCAUCGAAAACCAAACUGUCGAGGCGUACGAAGCCGUGUGCAAGCCGAAGGUGACCGGCACGCAGCUCCUUGACCAGGCAUCGCGACAGCUGUGCCCGCAGCUCGACCACUUCGUCGUCUUCUCGUCCGUGGCUUGCGGACGCGGCAAUGUCGGUCAGACGAACUACGGCUACGCCAACUCCGUCAUGGAGCGAAUCUGCGAGCGCCGCGUCGCAGACGGACUUCCCGGGUUGGCCAUUCAGUGGGGCAGUGUUGGCGACGUCGGAGCAUUCAGCGAGAUCCUGGGCGACGACGUGGUUCUCAGUGGCGCCGUGCCGCAGGACAUCAGGUCUUGCAUGGCGGUGAUGGACCAGUUCCUGGGCCAGAGACACCCGGUAGUCUCCAGCUUGGUGAGGGCCGACCAGCCCCGCAAAUCGGACGGCGGGGAAGCGCAGGACCUCUUGCUUUCUGUCGCUCGCAUACUCGGCAUCAAGGAUACGUCGAGCCUGAACCCGAACAUCAGCCUCGGCGAGCUCGGUAUCGACUCCCUGAUGAGCGUCGAGGUGAAGCAGACCUUGGAGCGGGACUACGACCUCACGCUGUCCAUGCAAGAGAUUCGGCAACUCACCAUUGCCCGCAUUCGGGAUAUUAGUGAAGGCAGCAAAGGCGAAUCAUCCGCGUGUGAAUCAGCUGGUGCGGCAGAAUGAAGAUUAAGUGUGCAGCACUACUGCCGCACUUCGUCCGUACCCUAAAUUAACAAAUGGGAUCGGGUGAUGCCUUCUUGCUGAAACAAAAACGUGCACCGACACAGGAAACAAUGUAUUCUUUUCACUCUUUAUG